AGUACCCCGUGCCGGCCGCGCGUAUAUCCGAGAUUCUUUGGCGGCAAAGAGGGCCAUCAUCAACAAUUUCCUUCCCUAUUGUAAUCACCUUUUCUGCCUUUUAGAUAUUUUUCAUCUGAUUCGUUGUUGUAAGGGUUUUUAUUACACUGAUCUCCAAUUAUAUUUUAGGCAGUACAUUGGGACGGAGGCCGGACGGGUCUUCCGCUGAAGCAGCAUUCUCGUAUUCUAAAAAGAGCUCGUCUGCAAUCAAUCAUCAUCAUCUAAAUCUAUUGUAACUUUAAGCGUUAUAGAAGACACAUAUGACGGAGGUUGAAAUCCCAGAAGUAGCUGUUAGUUUCCAAGACAAGUGCAACUAUCACUUAUGUGAGGGAAGUUCCAUUAUUAUGGGAGAAGAAGGUCAGGGAAGUUCCAUUAUUAUUGGAGGUGAAGAAGAAGAGCAUUCUCAUAGAAAAUGUUCUGUUGACAAUUGUGAGCUGGACCAUGACAUCAUAUUCUGUCUACUAAACUUUGAGACAGACAAGGAAAGAAUGAUUCAUGAUGCCAACAUCUCUGGCUCACAUGACAUUGUUAUCGGCAACCUUCAUUCUAAUCAGCGCUUUGUCGAUGAAAACAAGAGCGUCGACACUAAGAUAAAUGAUUCCGGUGACGUUCAAACCGUGAUACACGAUCACGGUUUAGUGGGUCAAACCGAGACACUGCAAAAGGAGGAAACAGAAACAAGUGAGGUGCAAAAGAGUAGCCUGGGAGCACUAUUUGGUAUGCAUAGUGCAGAAGAUGAACCAUUUCCAUCCGCAGAUAGUCCGCUCCAUGGACCACUCACGGUCUCAUCGAACCACGACUGCUCUUCUUUUCGCUCAAGCGCUGCAAGCGCCCAAUCCUUCGUCUUUCCUAUGCAAGUAUUCCAUCUGUCGUCAAUUCCUCAUUCAGCCGUGCUACUUCAUACUUGUACACGAAAUUUGUACACAUUUUGUGUAAACACGCCUAAUUGCCCAUGUAUAAAGGCAACUUGAAUUGAAAGUAUAUAAAAUGUGUACAAUUUUCUUGGACAAGUAGUUUUUUCUUCCUCAUUACUUGACGUACUUUAAUUUUUUGAUCUGUUCUUCUCUGUUUUGUGUCUAAAAGUUUUAUUUCUUCUUCUUCCAUUUGCUCUUUUUGCCAUGGUGAACAGAUUAACGUCCGAUUUCUAUGAAAGUCCGGUGAAAAUGGCACAAAGUGAGAGUAGGUUGAGGUUCAUAAAGAAGAGCAGGCAAUGGAAGAAAUAUUGGUUUGGCUGCUGGAUAUUUUAAUUCUACAAAGGAAGUUUUACGUGAUGUUACAUGCUACGUUGCACGGAUAUGGAUACGCCAAUACGUGGAUACGCGAAUACGGGUAUCACGACACGGCAAUUUAAAAAAUUAUAGGAUACGGGUACGGGGUAUAUUUAUAAAUAAUAAAAAUAUAGGAUAUAAUUUGCAAAUAUAUAUAUAUAUAUAAUUCAGGGGUUCAUAAAUAAAAUAAUAAUAGUACAAAAAAUUAACCAUUAUAUUAAAAUUUCAAAGAUUAGGCUAAAAAACAAAAGUGCUGAUAUUUUGAUUUAAAUUCAAAUAACAUUUUUUUGUUCUCUAUUUGCAUUUACAUUUAAGCCUUGUUUCAAUUAAAGUUCAUCAAGCGGUGAAAUGACAAAUUAUAGUAUUCCAUUAUUUUCCAUACUCCCGAAACCAUCUUUAUCAAUGUUCCACAUCUAAAUUUUUGUCAUGGCAUGUAUCAAAUGAAGGGUUAUAGGGUGAGAUACAUGUAUCGGUUCACGGAUACGGGUAUCGGAAGUAUCGUUAUUUUUAAAAUUAAGCCGGAUACUUUUAUAAAAUUACGGAUACGGACCCAAUACGUACAUGACGUGUAUCGGUGAGUAUCGGAUACGGAUACGUAUCGGAUACGCGGAUACGGCAUCGGGGUGAAGUAUCGGUGCCACAUAGGUUAUGUACAAAAUUCAGAGGUUAAAUCAUUGUAACAAUAGCAUAUCUAAAUGAAGAACGAGCUGAACAUCAUAUACCACAAGUUUUGCCGAAAUAAUCCAACACAAAUCGUUGGUUAUUAGAUGCCGCAUUGCAAAUGCACAAUUAAGCAGCACAAAAUCACAAACUGAAUGUGAAUCACUAGAUACCUUUGAUACCUUUUGCUAGCACGUAAAUCGGCUAUUUUGGCUGAUUCUGCUUAAAUAUAUGAAGUUCUGGCUGAAGUGGCUGCAUUGACUGAUUCUGUUGAUUUAAGAAAAAAUUAUUUUUAAAAUAUAUUUUAUUAAUAAAAUGAAGAAAAAAUUAUACUCUGUAGGUAAAAAUAGCUAAAAUUACCAUCUACAGUAACUUCAGCCAAUACAGACAGAAAAGUAACUAUGACCUUACUUUUUCUGCUUAUUACACAAUUCAGCGCAUGAAAGCAAAAGUUAUGUGUUUGAUGAAAAAGUUGGCUGAUAAACCGAAAAACAGUGUUGUCAAACGGCCUGUUAACAUCCAACAACCCCAACCAUUGUAAGUUGAUUAACUUAUGGGUUACAUAUAGUAAAAAAUCAUACUAAUUCUCACACACGGUGGCGUUAUCUCAAUUAUGAAGAACGAAUCUGUGCUUUUGUGUAACUUAAAAAUACAUGUGUAAAAUUUAAAAAUGCAUCUAUAUAUAUAAAUAAAUUCUACGGAUUAUAAUUUUAAGAUUGUGAUACAAAGUGUUAAGCAUGCGUGAAUGCACAUUUAGGAUGUUUUUACUUAGACAGUUAGACUGUAAGUCUGUAAUUUACUGAUCUGGUCUGAUUUUGUCUAUUUAAGUCGGUCGGGUCUGGUCUGAUUUGUUUAAGUCUUGUUUGGUUUGGAACUUAUUAUACACACACGAGACACCCAAGAAUUAAACGUUGCGAUGCACAUUAAACUUUCAAAUGUUUACAGCUUUGUCACCACUUUUUUUCAAUGUUGAGUUGAUCUAACGCAUUCAUAUUUUGAACACUGCGUUUGUUCUAGAAAGACCCCUUUUCAUUUGAAGCAAAUAUGUAUGACA
Cuscuta epithymum is the source of this 3021-nucleotide messenger RNA. NCBI's taxonomy places the organism in Eukaryota, Viridiplantae, Streptophyta, Magnoliopsida, Solanales, Convolvulaceae. The record is from the annotation of a GenBank genome assembly.